AGGCGACGCGCGAGCCAUCGAGAGUCCGCUCCCGUCUGUCCGUCCCGUCCGUCCGCGCGCGUGUGCGUGCGUGUGUGUGUGUGUGUGAGUAACGGCUAACCUCUCGGGGUGGCGCACACGUUACAGGCCUAACGAUGGCUUCAGAAUUUGACGCUGAACAACGCCGUGGUAGAUGACCAUAUUCAUCACUACGCUGCCAUGGGGGACUCUGAUUCCGAGUCAGUGCGAACUGCUAAAGAAUUAUCCAAUAAUUCACCAAAGUCUGCAGCUCAUAAAAAAGUUGAAUAUAAUUCCACUGGACAACGCACAGAUAACGCACCAUUUGCAAGCAGGAGUUGCUCCCCUUUACAUGCCAAUCUAAGGAAAAAUUUGCUGUCGAUUAAUCCCAGUUCUCUGGAAACCUUGACUGCUUUAAUGCAAGAGAUUCAGAACACGAGUGGGGCAGAACCAGAGGUGCUGAAGAACUGUGAGGCUCGGUGGCUGCAGCUCUUUAAAUUGGUGGAGAAGCAAUACCAAGAGCAGAUCUUGUCUCAGCAGGACCAAUAUCAAUGUCAGAUCCAACUUAUCCAAGAUGAAAUCAAAGCAUUGGUUCAGUUACAAAAUGAUAGCGGCAGCGCACGCUGCACAGCCAGAUCAUCUGGCUUUUCAAAAUCUGCCAAUGAUUCCCCUGCAUCAGGGGCUGUCAAUGGCCACCGUUCCCGAUGUCUGGAAUGUGAAAGGGAAUCUAACCACUGUGAAGCAGAGAAAUGGCUGCUGGCUGCCGGUCCAUGCAGACACGAGGGGAAGGAAUUGACGAAUCACACACUCACAAGUGGGUACGGGACGGUUUCAUUUUCCACUGAUUCCAGUUUUCAGCCAGGUGUCGCGGAUCAGAACAGAUUGAUUGCCGAGAACAAUAAAUUGACUGUGAAUGAAAGAGAUUCAAUUCAACAUAAUCCGUUCAGUUUUUCUAGUGCUAAUGAAAAUAGUUCGGGAUCAUUUAUGUUGUUCCAUGAAGACGAGCCACCAUUUACAUUCAAACCACGUAACGCAUCAAUUCAACAAUUAAAGGCCAACGAUGAACGUAAAACAAAAUCUACUUCGGAAAGUGCAGCAAAUGCAGAAAACCUCCCUGCAGAGCAGAACAGGACUGUUAGUUUGACGUCUUGGGCACAGAAGGUGAAACAGAAGAAUCGGAAGGCAGAAUCUCUAACUGGAUGUCUAGCAGACAAAAUGCAGCCACAGGGAUCUAUACAGCUACCAGAGAGCGUAAUGCCACAAGAUGUUCACCCAGCAUCGGUAAGCUCAUCCCAAUGUUCCUUCUACCUCAGCAGACCUUCCAGUAGUCCAAACUCUUUGGUGUCUAAUGUAUCAGGGCUAACGUAUUGGAGGUUGGAUGAAGGGGAGCUGUAUCGCUCUUUACCCAAGAAUAAGAAGUCUGACCUCGCUGAUCUCUUUUCGCCCUCUAAAGGCAUUAAAGAUGAUCAGUCUCGUACAGACUCCCGAUGGCAGGCUCCUUCAUUGAAGGAGAUUUAUCAGACGAGGCAGAAGGAUGUAAAGGGGAUACCGGGCCGCCAGUCUGUUUCUCCACGUCCACAUCAGUCUUCCCCAGAGGUAUUAACACUUGAUCCUACUCUACAUAUGAAGCCGUCUGCAGGGUUUCCUCCGCAUUGCCAUUUCAAUCCGCAAAUGGCCGUUUCAGAAUUAGGUUCCAGGACUUCUGUUAGUCCAGACUCUAUGAUGGAAACAGCCUCACAAAAUCACUUUGAUCCCAAUUCUGAUUUGUGUGUCGAUGGCACUGCAUCUCCGUAUUCAAGCAGCUCGUCCAAAUUUUCCCAGCAAAAAUCUCCGUCACCUUUACAAAGCUGGAAACUCCAUCUAACUUCACAGCCUUUAUCUGAUAACAGUCAACGUGCCGUCUCCUUAAAGCAAGUCAGCAAGGCAAGUUCAUCUCUUGAGCAAGGGGAGGAGAGCAGUUCAACACUGACUCCACCGUCUGUGUCCUGCAUUGGGCAGUCAGGGAUUUGCAAUAAUCAUAGUGGAUCACUGGAGCACAGUGCCUCUGUGUCGUCACUGGAAGAUCCCAUCGCACUAUCCAUUGCUCGACUAAACCUGCGUGAGAAACAUGCGCGCCAUGUGGCCGACAUUCGAGCCUACUACGAGGCCGAAAUCAACAGCCUUAAGCAACAAUUGGAAACCGUAAAUGGAUCCUUUACAUUAAUUGAAGCUGAAAAGAAACAUCAGAAUCUUUUAGCAAGAUGUGAACAACUAGAAAGAGCUUUAACUGAAGCUGGGAGCCAUAUCCGAGCCCUGGAGAACAAGAACCACUUGAUGGAAAUGCAGUUGGGUGAUUGGCCAGGACGCUACGAUGCAGUUAGUACUGCAGCACAGGCUUUACAGCAACGACUUGAGGAAAUGCGAAAAGGCAACAAGGAGAAAGACAACACCAUCAAUAAGCUGAAUGCCAGGCUUAAAGACCUAGAACAAGCAUUUCAGAAAGCCUACAAACACUCUGAUAAUAAGGAGGCCAGAAUGAAACAAGAGCACAAAAUGUUACAAGAUUUGCUUGUUGAAUACGAGUCACUUGGAAAAGAGCACGAGCGAGUAAAGGAAACUCUAAAUAUCACAGAGGACAAGCUCUUUGAUGCAAACUCUCAGAUAUCCGAUCUUAAAAGGGUGGUUUCAAAGCUUGAGGCUCAAAUUAGACAAGUAGACCACGAGAGAAACUAUAUGAAGGGUCGCUCUGGGGCAGAUGGCUGUUCACGGACAUCAAGCAACAGUGUUUUCCAUCACCCUGAAGCACAUCAUUCUCCUCCACAAACUCCUGCUGAAAACAUGGUUGCCAGGCGCAAGUGGCUGACUCCAGGCUCUGACUAUUCCUUCUUCACAGGACAACCCCUGGAGAGCAGUAGCGAGGCUGGGAACAAGCUUGAAGAGAGCCACCUACACCCCAGAAGGUACCACUCUCCUCCAGAGAAGGAUCCUCCUUGCAGUGGACAAAGUCUAUCAAAUGACAAGGAUGAACAACUCACUCCCAUUCUGAGGGCAUUAAGAAAGAUGGACGCGAGAAAAGCUGAGAACCGGGGAAUCCAAGCACUGGUGAAUGAGACCCCUGAAGGGGGGGAUGGCACAGCAAGCCUGAAUCGCAAGCAAACUGUCGGGUUUGUAGAUUAUCCGUACAGCAGAGGCCAGACUGCGGGGAGCUAUAAGGAGAGAACCAGAUCCAAAAACAGCAGCUCACCCCCAGGUCAGAGAUCAUCAUCUCUGCCUCCUUCAAGCAGAAAGUCAACACCCACGUCCACACCAACUAAAAGAAACACUUUGUUGACACCUUUGUCUGCAAAAUCCAGCCCCAAGCGCUGUCCCAAAGAAAACUUGUCACCUGGGUUAAACCACCUUCUUGGCAAAGAGGAGAACACACAGACCAGGUUUGAUGUGAAUUUGAACGAUGUGGAGACUUCAUCGCCAGUUCCCUCCCGCAAUUCCAGUCCAAGGAAGAGACUUCAAUUCUGCCCACUGGAAAAUACAGAGGGAAGCCAGAAUUCAAGGUUUCAUGCUGAUGAUGGCUUUCAGCCGGACUCUCGCUCGGAAUCCAUUCUGCACGCAGUGAAGCUGGGGGUUGUUACCAGUCGGGCAGACUGGGAAGAUCGGACCACAACCCUUCUUCAGCCAGAGAAACCCAGUUUUGUGCUGCAAACACCAUACGCAACUGAACUCACCUAUAAAGCUCAAUUGGAGACACUGGGGGAAACAGAGAAACUUUUUGAUGAACUUACUCAAGAAAAGCAACAGAUUGAGUCCGCAUUGAGUCGUAUGCCUGGUUAUGGGGGAAGAAUGACUCUCCAAGCAAGGCUUGAAAAGGAAGCUUUGGAAAAUCGCUUGGAAAAGAUCAACCGAGAUUUAGGAUCCAUCCGUAUGACGUUGAAGAGAUUUCAUAUUCUACGGACAUCUGCAAAUUUGUAAAAACUUUUAUCUCAUUAGUUAUUUUGACCAAAUCAUCUCUUGCACUAAAAUUUUAAAUAGUAUGCACAAUUAUCGCUGGCAGAAUGCUGGAUAAUUUUGGAUCAACUUAAGAUUGAAUUAUAGCCUUAAUAUGUAUAUAGGUCACAUUCUUUAUGUAAAGUAAAACAUUCUGUGCCUUUGUAUGGACCAUAGCCCAUAUUUCACAAUUACUUUUGUACAAUUAAAUAUUGGAGCCAAGAGUUGUAUAAGGUAUAUUUUAGUAAUGUUUAGCGAAUGCACAUGAUGAUACUUUUGUAAACUAUGGUAACAUCUACAAUUGGUUACCCUUAACCUGUGUAUAUAAGUGUUAACCAUAGUCUGUCAGGAAAUAUUUUGCUGUCCUACAGUAUUAGUUUUUCAAAGAAUUUAUAUUUUAUAUU
This is a messenger RNA of Callorhinchus milii (elephant shark), 4361 nucleotides long. RefSeq names its product M-phase phosphoprotein 9. The coding region runs from base 199 to 3942 and encodes 1247 amino acids. Gene Ontology annotation, cellular component: centriole. NCBI's taxonomy places the organism in Eukaryota, Metazoa, Chordata, Chondrichthyes, Chimaeriformes, Callorhinchidae. The record is from RefSeq and is a predicted model, not a curated record. The transcript has 24 exons.